Molecule: messenger RNA, 810 nt
Organism: Vanderwaltozyma polyspora DSM 70294
Lineage: Eukaryota; Fungi; Ascomycota; Saccharomycetes; Saccharomycetales; Saccharomycetaceae
Gene: RSM7
Product: mitochondrial 37S ribosomal protein uS7m
Exons: 1
Coding region: 1-810 (269 amino acids)
Biological process (GO): ribosomal small subunit assembly; translation
Cellular component (GO): ribosome
Molecular function (GO): mRNA binding; structural constituent of ribosome; rRNA binding
Source: RefSeq, a predicted model, not a curated record
AUGAUGAUGUACAGUAGGUUUUUGAAGUGUGUUUCUAGACCAGUUGCCAAUGGGUUAACAGUUCAAUGCAAGACUGUGAGCUUCAGGCCUAAUGUUUUAUUACAACAGAUGGCUAAUGUUAGGAUGAUGUCUAGUGGUGCUGGUGCUGGUAGUAAGAGCUCUGGGGGUAAGAUUAUGGAGGAUGAGGAAGUUGAUACCUGGUUAGCAGCCAUUGAGGAAUUAAAAGAAGAGUUUUCAAAGACAGGAUUUAAACCUGAGACUUCGUUGGCACCACCAGGUCAAGCUAAGCUUGAUAUACCUGAAGAAGUAAUUUCUUCAAGCAAGCAGUUCAUUCCUUCUGAGAGGCAAUUGGAUGAAAGUGAAAGUUUGAAAGGUUUCGAAUUACCACAACGUAAAGAUCCUAUAUUAGAGCACGUUACAAAUAUGAUUAUGAGACAUGGUAAGAAGCCGGCAGCUGAGAGAACGUUGUCUAGAGCUUUGUAUAUUGUGUUUUUGCAAUUGAGAAAGGAUCCUAUUGAAAUAUUGAAAAAGGCUUUGGACGAUUUAGGUCCAUUGAUGAUCGUAAAGACUUUUAAUACUGGUGUCGCAAAGAAAGCGGUUAUUCCAGUUCCAUUAAAUCAAAGACAAAGGACAAGACUAGCCUGGAAAUGGAUAAUUGAAGGUGCUAACAAGAGAUCAUCGAGUGAAUUGUCUGUUAGAUUAGCAGAAGAGCUAAUCUCUGUCCAUAGGGGCAGUUCAUCCAGUUUCAACAAGAGAGAUCAAUUACACAAGACCGCUAUUGCUCAUAGAUCGUACAUCAAAUUAAACUGA